Molecule: messenger RNA, 896 nt
Organism: Phragmites australis (common reed)
Lineage: Eukaryota; Viridiplantae; Streptophyta; Magnoliopsida; Poales; Poaceae
Product: probable O-methyltransferase 2
Exons: 1
Coding region: 78-881 (267 amino acids)
Biological process (GO): methylation
Molecular function (GO): O-methyltransferase activity; protein dimerization activity; S-adenosylmethionine-dependent methyltransferase activity
Source: RefSeq, a predicted model, not a curated record
UAAACCCUUGCGAGGCACUAACAAAUCAAAAACAUCACAGCACAAUAGCUGAGAAAGAUACAGAGAGACAAACCACAAUGGCGGCCGAGUCUCAGACCAUCGUUGUUCCCACUGAUGCUGAGCUGCUGCAGGCUCAAGCUGACCUUUGGCGCCACAGCCUCUACUACCUCACCUCCAUGGCACUCAAGUGCGCCGUCGAGCUUCACAUCCCAACUGCCAUCCAUAAUCUUGGAGGGGCUACAUCGCUUCCCGACCUGAUAACCGCGCUGUCCCUCCCCCCAGCCAAGCUUCCAUUCCUCCGCCGCAUAAUGCGGUUGCUGGUCACAUCGGGCAUCUUCGCGUCUGACAGCAAUGCCGAGGUAGAGACCUUCCGCCUCAAUCCACUCUCUUGGCUCCUGGUGGAAGGUGUGGAAGCGGAAGACCACACCUACCAGAAAUACUUCGUGCUCGGCACGGUCUCACGGCAUUAUGUUGAGGCGGGGUUGUCUCUGGCUGACUGGUUCAAGAAGGAUUUGGCGCCACCAGUGCCGUCGCCAUUCGAGGAUUUACACGGUGUGCCACUCUUUCACGAGAAUACGCCGCUCCUGGACAAGGAACUUGAUAGGAUUGUCAAUGAAGGUCUGGCAGCACACGACAAUUUGGCAAUUGGAACAAUAAUUCGGGAGUGCCAUGAUCUUUUCAAGGGGCUGCAAUCACUGACUGACUGCUGUGGUGAUGGCACGACUGUGAGUGCUAUCAUGAAGGCGUUCCCUCACAUCAAGUGCACUGUGCUGGACAUUCCAAAGGUUAUUAAGACCACACCAGCUGAUGCCGUUAACUAUGGCGCGGGGGACAUGUUCAAGUUUGUCCCACCUGCUCAAGCUGUGAUGCUCAAGGUAUGAAUUGGGUAAAAACAA